Molecule: messenger RNA, 446 nt
Organism: Hippocampus comes (tiger tail seahorse)
Lineage: Eukaryota; Metazoa; Chordata; Actinopteri; Syngnathiformes; Syngnathidae
Product: cytochrome c oxidase subunit NDUFA4-like
Exons: 3
Coding region: 16-246 (76 amino acids)
Cellular component (GO): respiratory chain complex IV
Source: RefSeq, a predicted model, not a curated record
GCUAUUUUUUUCCUCAUGCUGCUGCAUUGUUUCUUGCAGCUGAUCCCACUCUUCUUCUUCAUUGGCGGAGGUACAGUCAUGUCCUUGAUGUACCUGGCUCGCCUGGGACUGAGGAACCCAGAUGUCUGUUGGGAUCGCAAGAACAACCCCGAGCCGUGGAACAAGAUGGCCCCGACUGAUCAGUACAAGUUCUACGCAGUCAACAUCGACUACAGCAAACUGAAGAAACAAGGGCCCGACUUCUAAAGCGUCUCUCAUCUGCCGGACCAAACGCACAAGCACACUCUUGGACGCGUCGGGGUGCCAGCGGCGAAACCCGCACAAUGUUUCAUAUUUAAGCUUCCUCAUCGCAUACCCCUUUUUUUGUUGAAAACACCGCUCGUCUUCAGUUUUGGCUGUGAGUCAAUAAAGUGAAAGGAGACUUUUCUCCUCCUGACAAGAGAAAA